Molecule: messenger RNA, 966 nt
Organism: Blastocystis hominis
Lineage: Eukaryota; Bigyra; Opalinata; Blastocystidae
Exons: 5
Coding region: 1-966 (321 amino acids)
Molecular function (GO): helicase activity
Source: RefSeq, a predicted model, not a curated record
AUGCUUUUUGAAGAGAAAGACAGACUGCUGCAAUUCAACUACGUCUACAACUACUCCCAGAUGAACACCAGCGACCUCGAAGGAUAUCUCGUCAAUAACUACGAUAUCAUCCUCACUACGCUCUCCAGCAGCGGCUUAUCCGUUAUUUCUGGAAUUCCGAUAGGACCUAGAUAUUCGGCAUUGGUGGUGGACGAAGCGUGCCAGGCGACGGAGGUCUCCACGCUGAUCCCGUUGCUCAUCAAUCCGCAGAAGUGUGUGUUGAUCGGAGAUCCCAAGCAGCUUCCUGCUACGGUAAUCAGCGCAAAUAAUCAGAACAAUUACAAUCUGAGUCUUUUUGAACGUCUUUCAAACAAUAACCAUUACUCAUACCUCCUUAACACACAAUAUCGUAGAUGCCACCCCAAUAUUAUUGCUUUUCCAAACCAGUGUUUUUACGAUGGCAAGCUAAUGAACGGUGAGAACGUGUCUGGGAGGGGGUAUAGCCACCAAUUCUACGAGUCUGACUAUUUUUACCCUGUCGUGUUUUAUAAUCUGUGCGGUUCGAACGUAUCCGAGAAGAAGGAUGCUUUUUCCAAAUCCUACAGCAACGAAUCCGAAGUCCGCUUCGUUCUAAACCUCUACAACACCUUUUUGAAUCUCUACCCUUCCUACUCCUCGAUGUCGGUCGUGAUUUUGACUCCCUACAAGGAGCAAAAGUCCCUGUUCGAAUCACGCAUUGCGCAGCAUCCCAACGAGCUGGUCCGCCGUCUGCACGUGUUCACCGUGGACGCGUUCCAGGGCAAGGAGGUGGACCUGGUCUUCUACUCGACGGUGCGUACGGGCAGCGCGUACGGCGUGGGCUUCGUCUCGGACAUCCGUCGAAUGAACGUGAGCUUCACGCGGCCGCGCUUCGGCCUGUUCGUGGUCGGCAACGAAGCCAAGCUCCGCACCAGCACUUACUGGAACCAGUUCAUCGAUUUCACUUAG